AUGGAAAGUGCUACCGCCUCACAAUUACAGAGCUUUAAUGCCCUCCAGCGCCCGGAGCGGGACGCAUCCGGCAGACGCAACCACUACCAUUUCGCCGUAAAGGCUCUCCCCGGCGUCUCAGGCGAAGCCGUAUUCUCCGCGAAUCCAUACAACAACCACCACGAUUGCGAGGGCCGAUCCAGAAUCUCCCCUCUCUCACCAGACGAGCAGGCCAAAAUUAUCGUCCCUUUGCUACUAGAGGCAUUCGUCAACCGAUUCGACGAGCAGGGCAUAAUCCCCCAGAUGGGCAGCAAUAUGGAACCAUUCGCGCCGUUUACUUGGAGCACCACUGACGAGAGCCUUGCGCAGGCUGUGUCCCGUAGAUGUCGGGCAAUUGGCGUCAGAUCUGAUCUGUGUGAGGUUGCUGUCACUACCGCGGAAGAACUUCGCAGUGCUGAGGCGUGCUGGAUGAAGUGGAGCAGAGCUUUGGUGGAUGCAAUGGCCUUGUAUGAUCUCCCGGAUGAUGGAGUCGAUAUGUUGAGAUGA
Messenger RNA from Penicillium psychrosexuale, 525 nucleotides. RefSeq lists its product as uncharacterized. The transcript has a single exon. The coding region runs from base 1 to 525 and encodes 174 amino acids. Lineage: Eukaryota; Fungi; Ascomycota; Eurotiomycetes; Eurotiales; Aspergillaceae. The record is from RefSeq and is a predicted model, not a curated record.